CGGAGAUCACACGACAAGGAUACAGCGUGCGGGGCCCGCUUUGAAGGGAUCUAAUAGGCUACAAAAACCGUUUGAUGAGAACAACCGGGACAUGCGGACUGCGUGACAUUAUUUUUUACCUUAUCUCCAUUUGAAGAUAUAAACGGGACAUCAAGUUUAUAUUUUUUGGAAGUCUCGCAUAAAAUUUUAAUGGAUAGUGAAAUAUUAUAUUCUCAGAGCAUUGUGCCAAAAUGCAUAAGGGAUUAAGACACUUAAAUGUGUCACUACUAGACGUCUUCACUUCAAGUGGAUUAUAGCCUAAUCAGCAAAAUUAUUAUAUUUCUCACAUCUGGAAGUUCUUAUAAGCAUAGAUAGUUCUUCUCUCAGGUGCCGUAACUCCGACCCAUCUCCUGCUCCUGUGUUGCUUCUGUGGCCAAAAGAGGAGUAGGAAACCCAACUGACCUCAAUAAACGUCCGUCUUAAAUGUAAACCUAAAUGAAUACCCAAGAAGUCACAUUUUUAACCUCGCCAAAUUGCCUAUGAUAGCCAAAUAAUUCGGACUACCGGCUGUAGCGUCGUGGAGGUAGCGGCUCCACCCGAGGGAUGGUACUGGAUUCCCGGGGUUUGGGAGCGACGCCUCGGCUCCUGGUUCUGGAACGGUGUUGGUGGAACUAUUGGAACUUUCUCUCGUUCUGGAGCCCAACGGACGUGAAAGGAGAUGAGAGCCGCUUUUCUGAGCUUCCUCCUCGCCUGCUUAUUGUGCCUGUUACGCACCACCGCUGAGGUAUAUAAAGGACUUUUAUGCGAGUUCUGGUUUGUAUGGGCCAAUUUAGUUCAAAUUAUGCCGUUUUUAGUGCAACGCUUACUUCGUUGGCAGGUGCAACGUUUGUCCACUCAUGCUCCAUUUAUGCGUAUUUACGAGAAAAACUCCAGAGUAGCUUUGCUGUAACUCCUUCCAUAAAUUAUAUGACAAUUGGGGGAAUGUAUGGCUUCUCAGCAACAAGUGCAAACUAAGUGUGCAUGAAUGCAUUAUACCACCCCCUAACAUGUGCGCAGAUUUGUCCUUAAAACACUUCUUCAGCGCUAUAUAGUCACACUCACACCACCUCUAUAGCCGCACUAUCCAUUACGGUACAAUGACGUCUGUGUAGUUAAUAAAGUGCUGUUAUUUUCCUUUGAAUGUUUUCCUUUUCUUCCAGGAGGCCCAGCUCCCCCGGGAGCUGUUGGAGCGGCUGUCCCGCAGUGAGAUCCGCAGCAUCAGCGACCUCCAGCGGCUCCUGGAGCUAGACUCCGUAGGUAGGCCUAAAGCCUCUUAUAUCAGUCUUCAUUCAAUACUUUUAUUACACAGCCUAGGGCUAGGCUUCAGUAAAGACACUGAAUUGAGCUCAACACAACAUGCCAGAAGCAGCCUACACUCUUAGAUAAAAAGGUUCUGGAUAGAACCAAAAAGGGUUAUAUUGCUUGCUUCAUAUAUGGCACCCCUAAAAGUUCUAUAUAGAACCCUCUUAUGGGGUUGUUUAAUCAGAACCCCAGGGGUUCUUAUUCACUGAACUCAUUGUUCUAUAUGAACCUUGGGUCAGAUGGGUUCUAUAUUGAACCUAAGGGUGCAUAUGAAGCAAGCAUGAACCUUUUAGUUUAUCAAAACUUUUUUUCUAAGAGUGUACCCUUUGAAGGAAGGAAGAGAGAGGUGUAAAGAGGUGCUAUGACUGUCUUGUUUGUUAUAGUCUGUUAGUCUGUGGGCAACUUGGACAAGUCAGUUGCUACAUCGGGGCAAGUUUUGAGAUAACACAGAUGCUUCACAAAGUUGUGCUCCAUGUAUGAGUUUUUGUCCGAUGUACUAUGGUAUACUGAAGUAUAAUUACAAGCAUUCCAUAUUUAUUGACAUACAUUAAGUUUAUGCAAAGAGUCAAUAUUUGCAGUGUUGACCCUUCUUUUUCAAGACCUCUGCAAUCCGCCAUGGCAUGCUGUCAAUUAACUUCUGGGCCACAUCCUGACUGAUGGCAGCCCAUUCUUGCAUAAUCAAUGGUUGGAGUUUGUCAGAAUUUGUCGGUUUUUGUUUGUCCACCCGCCUCUUGAGGAUCGACCACAAGUUCUCAAUGGGAUUAAGGUCUGGGGAGUUUCCUGGCCAUGGACCCAACAUUUCAAUGUUUUGUUCCCCGAGCCACUUAGUUAUCACUUUUGCCUUAUGGCAAGGUGCUCCAUCAUGCUGGAAAAGGCAUUGGUCGUUACCAAACUGUUCUUGGAUGGUUGGGAGAAGUUGCUCUCGGAGGAUGUGUUGGUACCAUUCUUUAUUCAUGUCUGUGUUCUUAGGCAAAAUUGUGAGUGAGCCCACUCCCUUGGCUGAGUAGCAACCCCACACAUGAAUGGUCUCAGGAUGCUUUACUGUUGGCAUGACACAGGACUGAUGGUAGCGCUCACCUUGUCUUCUCCGGACAAGGUGUUUUCCGGAUGCCCCAAACAAUCGGAACGGGGAUUCAUCAGAGAAAAUGACUUUACCCCAGUCCUCCAGCAGUCCAAUCCCUGUACCUUUGCAGAAUAUCAGUCUGUCCUGAUGUUUUUCCUGGAGAGAAGUGGCUUCUUUGCUGCCCUUCUUGACACCAGGCCAUCCUCCAAAAGUCUUUCGCUUCACUGUGUGUGCGAUGCCACUCACACCUGCCUGCUGCCAUUCCGGAGCAAGCUCUGCACUGCUGGUGCCCCGAUCCGCAGCUGAAUCAACUUUAGGAGACGGUCCCUGGCGCUUGCUGGACUUUCUUGGGCGCCCUGACGCCUUCACAACAAUUGAACCCUCUCUCCUUGAAGUUCUUGAUGAUCCGAUAAAUGGUUGAUUUAGGUGCAAUCUACUAGCAGCAAUAUCCCUUGCCUGUGAAGCCCUUUUGUGCAAAGCAUGAUGACGGCACGUGUUUCCUUGCAGGUAACUGGUUAACAGAGGAAGAACAAUGAUUUCAAGCACCACCCUCCUUUAAAAGCUUCCAGUCUGUUAUUUUAACUCAAUCAGCAUGACAGAGUGAUCUCCAGCCUUGUCCUCGUCAACACUCUCACCUGUGUUAACGAGAGAAUCACUGACAUGAUGGCAGGUGGUCCUUUUUUGGCAGGGCUGAAAUGCAGUGGAAAUGUUUUUUUGGGAUUAAGUUCAUUUUCAUGGCAAAGAGGGACUUUGCAAUUAAUUGCAAUUCAUCUGAUCACUCUUCAUGACAUUCUGGAGUAUAUGCAAAUUGCCAUCAUCAAAACUGAGGCAGCAGACUUUGUGAAAAUUAGUAUUUGUGUCAUUCUCAAAACUUUUGACCACAACUGUACAUAAGAGAUGUUGAAUUUGAGGAGUUAUUUCCUGCAGCUUAGAGAGAAAGAGUCAAUGAAUCUCCAUGGGAUGAUGCCCCGGCCAAAGGCACGCCCCUCUCGCGGGUGGGUACUAAAAAAAGGCCUCACCAGCUUCUGCUGUAGAUAGCGGGAGUUGUUCCUGUCCCACUGCUCGAGGUGCUGCGAGGACAGCCACCAUGAACUUGGUGACUGCUGCUUGUGUCAAACUUGGAUCUGUUUUACACUUUUUAUUCCACAUGAAAUUAACUUUAGGACACUGAACACAUAAUUGGAGACUGGUGGAGUAAGGGAGAAGGUGUGUAAAAGGGCUUGAAGCAUACCCUAAUGAAACGUUUAAAGCCAUUCAUUGUUAGGCUACUUAGUAACCUCUCUCCAUUCUACAUUCUUCAGUUCUUAUCGUUUUUUCAUCUUUUUUCAUUUGGUCUUGACUACACCCCACCAUUAAUUCUGCCAUUAUUGAGAUGCAAAUAGGCCUGUCUGCUACUCAGCUGUCUCCUCAGCGCUUGGGGGUCAAGUGGCUGUCGGCUUUAUGCUGCUGUCAUGCUGUCCAUUAUUUGUGGAGCAGCAGUGGAAGGCUGAAUGGCACACACACACACACACACACACACACACACACACACACACACACACACACACACACACACACUGAGGGCUGAAUGGCUGCUGUGCUGGUAUGUAUAAUUCAUGGUGAAAUUCCUGCGUGUCAGGAGGAAGGAGAGGGAGGAUCUAGGAGGCUUUCUAUUGGUCAAGACAUACAGCAAGCACUUAAGUUCCUGCACGUAAGUGCUGUCACACACACACACUUGCAAGGAACACACACACAGACACACAUAAUCAUACACACACCCUCUACAGUCUACACUCUCUGUGGGGUCAGUAUUUGGGUAGCAAAAAUAUAUACUUUGAGAGAGAGACCCCAAACAGGUCAAUAUAGAGCUGAAAGGACAAACAAGGUCAUUUUGAAGUGGAAGGUUGAAGGUUCCUUACACACCUGAUUAACAACCAAAGCUGUUAUGUUGGUAAGCAGAAGGCUUAUGGUUGUCAUGGUGAUGAUAAGGGAUUGUUCCUUUACAGAGGGGACACAGUUCUUUUGAGCUUUUCUGAGUUCAAGCUUCUCUCUCUUCCCCUUUAGUGUUGGUCUGCUUCUGAAUGGCCCAGCUAGUGUAGGGUUAACAUGACAUUGAUGUUGUUGUGGUCAACAGAGAAUGAGGUGUUGGGGGAGAACGAACAGAGGUACCACAACAAGGCCUUCUCCUACAGCUACUCACAGACACACUCCAGACACAAGAGGAGUAUCGGUAAGUGUGUGUGUGUGUCUUUGUAGUUGUGUUCAUGCAUAUCUGUGUGUGUGUGUCUCUCUGUGUGUGUCUCUCUCUGUGUGUGUGUGUGUGUGUCUCUCUCUCUGUGUGUGUGUCUCUCUCUCUGUGUGUGUCUCUCUCUCUGUGUGUGUCUCUCUCUCUCUGUGUGUCUCUCUGUGUGUGUCUCUCUGUGUGUGUGUCUCUCUGUGUGUGUCUCUCUGUGUGUGUGUGUGUCUCUCUCUCUGUGUGUGUCUCUCUCUUUGUGUGUGUCUCUCUCUGUGUGAGUCUGUGUGUGUGUGUAUACUUCCAACACUACUUUCUCUCUAUGCUGUUAUGUUUCACCUUUAACCUCUCCCCCUCCCCUUUGACCCCAGAGGAGGCGUUACCCGCGGUGUGUAAGACUCGUACGGUGAUCUACGAGAUCCCUCGGAGCCACGUGGAUCACACCUCCGCUAACUUCAUCAUCUGGCCUCCCUGUGUAGAGGUGAAGAGAUGUACCGGAUGCUGCAACACCAGCAACAUGCACUGCCUGCCCUCCCGCAAGCACCAUCGCACUGUCAAGGUAGGAGAGAUCCACACCUUCUCUGAGAGAUUCUCUCUCUCUCCUCUCACACACACGCAGGCACGCACAUACACACACACACACACGUACACACACACGCACGAACACACACACACACACACAUACACACACAUACAUAAACACACACACGUCCACACACAUACACACACACACACACACACACACACACACACACACACACACACACACACACACACACACACACACACACACACACACACACACACACACACACACACACACACACACACACACACACACACUUGCAGCAGCUCAACCAUUCAAUCCCUGGCUCCUAGUCCAGCUCCCCUUGGCUGGGUUUGCCUGGCUAGGUCUGUGCUAGUGUGUGUGUGUGUGUGUGUGUGUGUGUGUGUGUGUGUAUGUAUUCAUGCCUGCAUACGUGUAUAUGUGUAUAUGUACAGUACCAGUCAAAAGUUUGGACACACCUACUCAUUCAAGGGUUUUCUUUAUUUUUACUAUUUUCUACAUUGUAGAAUAAUAGUGAAGACAUCAAAACUAUGAAAUAACACAUAUGGAAUCAUGUAGUAACCAAAAAAGUGUGAAACAAAUCAAAAUAUAUUUUACAUUUUGGAUUCUUCAAUGUAGCCACCCUUUGCCUUGAUGAAAGCUUUGCACACUCUUGGCAUUCUCUCAACCAGCUUCAUGAGGAAUGCUUUUCCAACAGUCUUGAAGGAGUUCCCACAUAUGCUGAGCACUUGUUGGCUGCUUUUCCUUCACUCUGCGGUCCAACUCAUCCCAUACCAUCUCAAUUGGGUUGAGGUCGGGGGAUUGUGGAGGCCAGGUCAUCUGAUGCAGCACUCCAUCACUCUCCUUCUUGGUCAAAUAGCCCUUACACAGCAUUGAGGUGUGUUUUGGGUCAUUGUCCUGUUGAAAAACAAAUGAUAGUUCCACUAAGCGCAAACCAGAUGGGAUGGCGUAUCGCUGCAGAAUGCUGUGUUAGCCAUGCUGGUUAAGUGUGCCUUGAAUUCUAAAUAAAUCACAGACAGUGUCACCAGCAAAGCACCCCCACACCAUCACACCUCUUCCUCCAUGCUUCACAGUGGGAACCACACAUGCAGAGAUCAUCCGUUCACCUACUCUGCAUCUCACAAAGACACAGCAGUUGGAACCACAAAACUCAAAUUUGGACUCAUCAGACCAAAGGACAGAUUUCCACCGGUCUAAUGUCCAUUGCUCGUGUUUCUUGGUCCAAGCAAGUCUCUUCUUCUUAUUGGUGUCCUUUAGUAGUGGUUUCUUUGUAGCAAUUCGACCAUGAAGGCCUGAUUCACGCAGUCUCCUCUGAAUAGUUGAUGUUGAGAUGUGUCUGUUACUUGAACUCUGUGAAGCAUUUAUUUGGGCUGCAAUCUGAGGCUGGUAACUUUAAUGAACUUGUCCUCUGCAGCAGAGGUAACUCUGGGUCUUCCUUUCCUAUGGUGUUCCUCAUGAGAGCCAGUUUCAUCAUAGCGCUUGAUGGUUUUUGCUACUGCACUUGAAGAAACUUUCAAAGUUCUUGAAAUGUUCUGUAUUGACUGACCUUCAUGUCUUAAAGUAAUGAUGGACUGUCAUUUCUCUUUGCUUAUUUGAGCUUUUCUUGCCAUAAUAUGGACUUGGUAUUUUACCAAAUAGGGCUAUCUUCUGUAUACCACCCCUAUCUUGUCACAACACAACUGAUUUGCUCAAACAGCAUUAAGAAGGAAAGAAAUUCCACAAAUUAACUUUUAAGAAGGCACACCUGUUAAUUGAAAUGCAUUCCAGGUGACUACAUCAUGAAGCUGGUUGAGAGAAUGCUAAGAGUGUGCAAAGCUGUCAUCAAGGCAAAGGGUGGCUACUUUGAAGAAUCUCAAAUAUACAAUACACUUUUUUGGUUACUACAUGAUUCCAUAUGUGUUAUUUCAUAGUUUUGAUGUCUUCACUAUUAUUCUACAAUGUAGAAAAUAGUAAAAAAUAAAGAAAAACCCUUGAAUGAGUAUGUGUGUGUGUGUGUAUACAGUGGGGAGAACAAGUAUUUGAUACACUGCCGAUUUUGCAGGUUUUCCUACUUACAAAGCAUGUAGAGGUCUGUAAUUUUUAUCAUAGGUACACUUCAACUGUGAGAGACGGAAUCUAAAACAAAAAUCCAGAAAAUCACAUUGUAUCAUUUUUAAGUAAUUCAUUUGCAUUUUAUUGCAUGACAUAAGUAUUUGAUACAUCAGAAAAGCAGAACUUAAUAUUUGGUACAGAAACCUUUGUUUGCAAUUACAGAGAUCAUACGUUUCCUGUAGGUCUUGACCAGGUUUGCACACACUGCAGCAGGGAUUUUGGCCCACUCCUCCAUACAGACCUUCUCCAGAUCCUUCACGUUUUGGGGCUGUCGCUGGGCAAUAUGGACUUUCAGCUCCCUCCAAAGAUUUUCUAUUGGGUUCAGGUCUGGAGACUGGCUAGGCCACUCCAGGACCUUGAGAUGCUUCUUACGGAGCCACUCCUUAGUUGCCCUGGUUGUGUGUUUCGGGUCGUUGUCAUGCUGGAAGACCCAGCCACGACCCAUCUUCAAUGCUCUUACUGAGGGGAAGUUGUUGGCCAAGAUCUCGCGAUACAUGGCCCCAUCCAUCCUCCCCUCAAUACGGUGCAGUCGUCCUGUCCCUUUUGCAGAAAAGCAUCCCCAAAGAAUGAUGUUUCCACCUCCAUGCUUCACGGUUGGGAUGGUGUUCUUGGAGUUGUACUCAUCCUUCUUCUUCCUCCAAACACGGCGAGUGGAAUUUAGACCAAAAAGCUCUAUUUUUGUCUCAUCAGACCACAUGACCUUCUCCCAUUCCUCCUCUGGAUCAUCCAGAUGUUCAUUGGCAAACUUCAGACGGGCCUGGACAUGCGCUGGCUUGAGCAGGGGGACCUUGCGUGCGCUGCAGGAUUUUAAUCCAUGACGGCGUAGUGUGUUACUAAUGGUUUUCUUUGAGACUGUGGUCCCAGCUCUCUUCAGGUCAUUGACCAGGUCCUGCCGUGUAGUUCUGGGCUGAUCCCUCACCUUCCUCAUGAUCAUUGAUGCCCCACGAGAUGAGAUCUUGCGUGGAGCCCCAGAACGAGGAUGAUUGACCGUCAUCUUGAACUUCUUCCAUUUUCUAAUAAUUGCGCCAACAGUUGUUGCCUUCUCACCAAGCUGCUUGCCUUUUGUCCUGUAGCCCAUCCCAGCCUUGUGCAGGUCUACAAUUUUAUCCCUGAUGUCCUUACACAGCUCUCUGGUCUUGACCAUUGUGGAGAGGUUGGAGUCUGUUUGAUUGAGUGUGUGGACAGGUGUCUUUUAUACAGGUAACGAGUUCAAACAGGUGCAGUUAAUACAGGUAAUGAGUGGAGAACAGGAGUGCUUCUUAAAGAAAAACUAACAGGUCUGUGAGAGCCGGAAUUCUUACUGGUUGGUAGGUGAUCAAAUACUUAUGUCAUGCAAUAAAAUGCAAAUUAAUUACUUAAAAAUCAUACAAUGUGAUUUUCUGGAUUUUUGUUUAGAUUUUAGAUUCCGUCUCUCACAGUUGAAGUGUACCUAUGAUAAAAAUUACAGACCUCUACAUGCUUUGUAAGUAGGAAAACCUGCAAAAUCGGCAGUGUAACAAAUACUUGUUCUCCCCACUGUAUGUGUGUAUAUGUGUGUGUAUGUGCCAGGCCAGGAGACUCCCUCGCGACCGCAAGAACAUAAUCAUUUGUCUUUGAUCUCUGCCAGGGCUGGCACAUAACAGCUAGUAAACCCUGCCGUCUGACACCCACACACAUUGCCAACUGGAAGCUCUGCUCAGUAAGUGAGUGUUCAUGCGCUCAGGAUUUCCAGCCAGUUUACCAUCGUCUGAGCCGAGGAGGAUAGUGGGUGUGUUCAUGAUCUCAGUGCUUCAGUGUAUUCACUGCGGGGGUUAUUUUGUUUGCAGGACAGACAGAUCACCCUCGGUCCUGGCCAGAUCCCUGCCCUUUUCCCCACUCCCUGUUUUCCUCUGAGUGAAUGGCUCCUCAGUCCUCUGUCUAUUGGGCUCCCGAGUGGCGCAGCGGUCUAAGGCACUGCAUCUCAGUGCUUGAGGCGUCACUACAGACCCCCUGGUUUGAUUCCAGGCCGUGAUUGGGAGUCCCAUAGGGCGGCGCAGAAUUGGCCCAGCGUCGUCCGGGUUUGGCCGGUGUAGGCCGUCAUUGUAAAUAAGAAUUUGUUCUUAACUGACUUGCCUAGUUAAAUAAACAAUUUAUAAAAAAUUAAAGGACUAAAGAUGCUGUCUGUCUGGCUUAGCUGUUCCUCAGACGGUUCACACAGAGGAAGAAGUUGUUAUUUCUGGGUGCCGAGGUAGUCCCUCCCUGUUUAGGUAAAUGUUCUUCUGUUUAGUGCCUAUUGAAUACAGUCUGAACUGAUCUGAACUGGACUGGACUGAACUGAACUGGACUGGACUGAACUGAUCUGAACUGAACUGAUCUGAACUGAUCUGAACUGGGUGGGGCGGCGCUAUCUGUUGUAGACCUCAGAUAGAGGGUCAAAGGUCAUAGAGAUAUCCCUGCAAAUAAGAUACAUAACUAUUGGAGGAAAUCUAACUGUGCAUAAAUGCAGUGAGAAAGAGAGAAGCAGUGUUUUGAAGGGGGGAGGGAUGGUCGGAUAGAGAGAGCGGAGGGAUGAGAGGAAUGGACAGAUGAAGCAUGACAGUAGCAGGAAGUAAGCAGGGUGGUGAGGAGAGAUGAGGAGGGAUGAGAGGAAUGGACAGAUGAAGCAUGACAGUAGCAGGAAGUAAGCAGGGUGGUGAGGAGAGAUGAGGAGGGAUGAGAGGAAUGGACAGAUGAAGCAUGACAGUAGCAGGAAGUAAGCAGGGUGGUGAGGAGAGAUGAGGAGGGAUAGAGAGGAAUGGACAUAUGAAGCAUGAGAGUAGCAGGAAGUAAGCAGGGUGGUGAGGAGAGAUGAGGAGGGAUAGAGAGGAAUGGACAGAUGAAGCAUGAGAGUAGCAGGAAGUAAGCGGGGUGGUGAGGAGAGAUGAGGAGGGAUAGAGAGGAAUGGACAGAUGAAGCAUGACAGUAGCAGGAAGUAAGCAGGGUGGUGAGGAGAGCUGAGGAGGGAUGAAGAGAAUGGCAGAUGAAGCAUGUCAGUAGCAGGAAGUAAGCAGGGUGGUGAGAGAGAUGAGGAGGGAUAGAGAGGAAUGGACGAUGAAGCAUGUCAGUAGUCAGGAAGUACGCAGGGUAGGGAGGAGAAGAGAGGAGGGAUAGAGAGGACUGACAGAUGAGCAUGACUGUAGCGAAGUACGCAGGGGGGUGAGGAUAGAUGAGGAGGGAUGAGAGGAUGGACAGAUGAAGCAUGACAGUAGUCGGAAGUAAGCAGGGUGGUGGGAGAGAUGAGGAGGGAUAGAGAGGAAUGGACAGAUGAAGCAUGACAGUAGCAGGAAGUAAGCAGGGUGGUUGAGGAGAGAAUUGAGGAGGGAUGAGAGGAAUGGACAGAUGAAGCAUGCCAGUAGGCAGGAAGUAAGCAGGGUGGUUGAGGAGAGAUGAGGAGGGAUAGAGAGGAUUGGACAGAUGAAAGCAUGUCAGUAGCAGGAAGUAAGCAGGGUGGUGAGGAGAGAGGAGGAGGGAUGAGAGGAAUGGACAGAUGAAGCAUGACAGUAGCAGGAAGUAAGCGGGGUGGUGAGGAGAGAUGAGGAGGGAUAGAGAGAGCGGAGGGAUGAGAGGAAUGGACAGAUGAGGAGAGAAGGGAGGGCGUAGAUUUGAUCCCCUUUUGAUACUCAAUAUCAGAUGAAAGGGUCUUUCUCUCUCUUUCAUUCUUUUUCCUUUUCUUCUUUCAUUCGUUCUUUCUUUCUCUUUGUCUUUGACAGAGAGGAAAUCAAAAGAUAAGUCUCCUGUAUAUCCUGAGAUUCAACUACAGAGAUAGAACUAUGGAGCGGAAACACACACACAUACACGUGUGAGUGCACGCACGGACGCACACAUGCACGGACGCACACACACAUGCACGCACACACACUUUCGCACACUGUGUGACGUCCAGGAGAAGCCGUUGAGGGUGUGUCAAUGUGUGUGUGCAUGUGCAUGCUAGCUUGCCCGUCUCUGCUAUUCUAGAAACCAUUCACCAGUGCCAGAACAGCGGACAGUUGUUUUUCAUUGGCUCAUACUGGUCUUGGCUCUGUGUAUUAAUCUCCCAUGGUUUCUCUGGGUCCACAGUCUGUUUCCCGCCAUUCCAGUUUCUACUGGUGGGAGAGAGACAAAGGUUCCAUUGUUAUGUCUGACUUUAUGAUUCCUUUCUGGGGAGAUAACAGCUGGAGGGACAUAGUCAUAUUAAUAUGACCUGAUGGUUUACUGAGAACCCAAACACACCUCGUGUUACACACCUUUGAGUUGACUCAUGUCUUUUUCCUCUGUAUUUCAUAUUGAAGACUUUUUCCAAUUGACAGGUAGGAAACUUAGAAACUCCCUCAUGGCUGCAUCUCAAUAGCCUAAAAUGGGUUCUUCUCCAUGUCUCCUUCCUUUCUAUGUCUCCUCCCUUAGGAUCUUAAUUUGAGCCAGUUUACUACAGCAGGAAAAUAAUCUGGCAGCAACAGGAAAUGUUAAUUAUUAUGUGGAUUAAUGGACAUUUUAUGUAGGGGUUGAUACAUUUUUCGUUAGGGCAAAUCAAGCCUGACAUUUUAAAGUGGAAAUUACAAACUUUAGAAGCUUUUUUAAACAUUGAAUACACUACAAGUUAGCAUUUCCUGCCAUGCAGGAAAGUUCUCAGCAACAAAAGAGUGAUCAAAUUCAGAGCCUACAUCUGUACACUGCCCUGUAAGCACAGGGAACAUAAAGCAGUAUGGCAUCUGUCCAGUUCUUUCCUAUCAGUGCAGAAUCAGAAGAAGGAAAUUAGAGAAGAAGAAAAAGCCUCUAUUAAAACAUGGAGAGGGAGCGUCUCUUGCCUACACUACUGAGAUGCCUUACCUCACCUGAACCUCUGUACCAAUAAGUGUUACUGUCUCUGCUGUGCUGCUCUGGUUCAUGUUGGAACAUAGCAGCACCUUUCUCUCUGUGUGUGUGUGUGUGUGUGUGUGUGUUUGUGUGUGUGUGUGUGUGUGUGUGUGUGUGUGUGUGUGUGUGUUGCCUCUGUGUAUGUUCAGACUUGAAAGAGAAGAGAGGCUUGUGCAAUCAGUCCUGGAGCUCUAGCAGGCUUGGCUCACUUUCUGAGAGAACAGUAAUGUGUGUGUGCUUGCUUGCGUGCAUGCGUGUGUGGGUAUGUGUGUGUUAGAGUAGGAGGUGUGUGUGUUAGUGUAGGAGGUGUGUGUGUGUUAGUGUAGGAGGUGUGUGUGUGUGUUAGUGUAGGAGGGGUGUGUGUGUGUUAGUGGAGGAGGUGUGUGUGUGUGUUAGUGUAGGAGGGGUGUGUGUGUGUUAGUGUAGGAGGUGUGUGUGUGUGUUAGUGUAGGGGGUGUGUGUGUAGUGUAGGAGGGGUGUGUGUGUGUUAAUGUAGGAGGGGUGUGUGUUAGUGUAGGACAGGGUUCUUCAAUUCCGGUCCUGGAGGGGCGAAACACCUCUGUUUUUCAUCCUCUCCUUCUAAUCAGGGGCUAAUUCAGACCUGGGACACAAGGUGAGUGCAAUUAACUACCAGGUAGAAAUAAAAAACAGAAGUGUUUCGGCCCUCCAGGACCGGAAUUGAAGAACCCUGCUGUAGGAGGUGUGUGUGUGUGUUAGUGUAGGAGGUGUGUGUGUGUUAGUGUAGGAGGUGUGUGUGUGUGUUAGUGUAGGAGGUGUGUGUGUGUUAGUGUAGGAGGUGUGUGUGUGUUAGUGUAGAUUGUGUGUGUAGUGUAGGAGGUUGUGUGUGUUAGUGUAGGAGGUUGUGUGUGUGUUAGUGUAUGGAGGUGUGUGUGUGUUAGUGUAGGAGGUUGGUGUGUGUGUUAUUGUAGUUAUGUGUUGUGUGUGUGUUUUUGUGUGAGGUGUGUGUGUGUUUAGUGUAAGGUGGGUGUGUGGUGUUCGUGUAGGAGGUGUGUGUGUGUUGUUAGGAGGUAGUGAUGUUUGGUGUGUGUUAUGUAUAGGAUGUGUUGUGUUCGUGUUAGUGGUUUUUGUGUUUAUGUUAGAGUGUGUGUGUUGUUAGUGUGUGUGUUGUGUGGUGGUGUGUGUGUUGUGUUAGUGUUGUCUGUGUUGUGGAUGUGUUUGUUUGUAGUUGUGGUUUUGUUUUUUGUGUAGGAGUGUUUGUUUUAUGUAGGAGUUUUGUGUGUAUUUUUGUUGUGUUUAGUGUGGUGUGUUGUUUGUAGGUGUGUGUGUUAUGUAGGUUGUGUUUGUUUUGGUUUGUGUGUGGUUGUGUUGUUGGUGUGUGUGUUGUUCGUUCGGGGUGUUUUUUGUUUGUUGUGUGUGUGUUGUUAGAUUGGAUAAGGCGUCCACGAAGAUUCUCCCAACCUGUAGAGGGAGAUUCUAGAUAGAGAAAAAAAACUGCCUCUCCCUCCUCUCUCUCUCCAUCCCUCUAUCCAUACCUGCUCCAAUCUCUCUCACAUACUCUCCCCCUCUUCUCAUCCCUCUCUCUCCAGGUGGCUAAGGUGGAGUACGUGAGGAGGCGUCCUAAACUAAAGGAGGUGCUGGUGCGGCUGGAGGAGCACCUUGAGUGUAUAUGCUCCUCCAAACGACACAUCAAGGAACUCUACGAUACAGACAAUGGUAAAUAUCUUACACUACCCUACUGCAUACAGUGUGUGUGUGUGUGUGUGUGUGUGUGUGUCAGCUCCUGUCUGAGAGUGUCUGAGAGUGUCUCUCUACACUGAUAUAAACUGAUGACAGUUGAGGAAUUGAAUGUCCUCCUCUCCACUUAAAUGAUUCUCCCUCGGGGUAUUCAACUCGUUUUUUCAUUCCCCUUUUUUCUUUAUAGAUACCCCCUCCUCCCCCUCCUCCCCCUCUUCCCCCUCCUCCCCCUCCUCCUCCUGCUCCCCCUCCUCCCCCUUCAUUCACAGGACCCAGUAGGACCAAGGGUAAAGGGAGGAAACGUAAAAAGCUCGAAAACCUCAAAUAA
Messenger RNA from Coregonus sp. 'balchen', 14104 nucleotides. The record is from the annotation of a GenBank genome assembly. Lineage: Eukaryota; Metazoa; Chordata; Actinopteri; Salmoniformes; Salmonidae.